GCUUUUUGUUAUCAAAUGGAGUCUGCAAGCAGUGUGAAGUGGGCAAUUGUGAUUUUUUUAAUCCAGGUUCUAUGGUGUGGAAUUGGUGAGUCUCAGCCAUGUUCCCCUGGAUUUGGUUCUGAUCUUUUCCGGUUCAAAGUUCCCAGAGAACAAAUGGAAAGUGGCACAAGGAUCGGCACAAUUGUUUUCAAUGAAUGCAGUGGAAGAUCACAUAUUGACUUUAUGCCUACCGACACGAAGUAUCAAGUAGACUCGGAUGGCACAGUGACGCUGAAGAGACAGGUUAAUAUUCAUAAUGGCCAUAAGAUGUUCUCUGUCCAUGCUUGGGACUCCAAGGGAAACAAACACACUGCGUUGGUGAGAGUGGAACAUGAAGGUAGAGCCAAUCAACUUGAGGAUCAGCAGGAAGAUGUUGACGAGCUCAUGUCUGCACAGCUUCAGUCUCCCUCAACUCCGAUUCUGGAGUUUCCAAAAUCAAACGCGUUGCGGAGGAGAAAAAGAGAGUGGGUCAUUCCACCGAUCAGAAUCUUGGAGAAUGACCGAGGUCCUUUCCCUAGUAAGCUUGCGCGGAUUAAAUCCAGUCAUGGCAAAGAAACCAAGAUGGUGUACAGAAUCAUUGGUGUUGGUGCAAACCUGCCUCCAGUGGGACUGUUUACAAUAGACAGAAACAACGGUCAGAUGUUUGUGGGGAGGCCUCUUGACCGAGAAGAACAAGAUAAAUAUGUGCUGCAAGCCCAUGCUGAGUCACUUACUGAUGCUGUUGUAGAACCUGAAAUGGAGUUUAUAGUUGAAGUGCUGGACAAUAAUGAUAACCUUCCUGUCUUCACCCAAAAUAUAUUCUUUGGCAGUGUACCAGAAGCUUCAAAAAUAGGCUUUGAGUUCAUGACAGUCAGUGCCACUGAUGCAGAUGAUCCAAACACUGACAAUGCUGCUAUUAGGUACUCCAUCGUUGAGCAGAUUCCACCAGAACCCCAACCUAACAUGUUUGCGAUCAAUUCUGUCAGUGGAGCAAUCCGAAUGAAUGUUGAUGUACUGGACAGUAAAGAAUAUCAUGAAUACACUCUGACUAUUCAAGCAGCAGACAUGCAGGGAGAAGGUAGCCCUGUCACAGGAAAAGCUGUUAUUUCUGUUACACACCGCAAGGAUACGUGGCGGAUUCCUCUAAUCCGACUCUCUGAAAAUGAAGGAGGGCAUUUCCCUAAGGAGAUUGCAGAGUUCAAGUCCAGUCAUGCCAAAACAUCUAGAGUGAAGUAUGUCAUCAGUGGUGGCGGAGCAAACCUGUCUCCAGUGGGACUAUUUGUUAUGGACAAAAACACAGGAAAGCUUUAUGUGUUACGAUCACUAGAUAGAGAGACAAAGGAUGAGUAUGUGCUUCAAGCCCAUUUAAUGGGUGACAAUAUACAUGAUGAGAUUGUGGAGUUCACCAUCCAGGUAGUAGACCAAAAUGAUAAUAAACCAGUCUUCACCCAAGAUCCGUUUAUUGGCAGUGUUUCAGAUGCGUCAAAAAUAGGAUUUCCGUUUAUGACCAUCAGUGCCACAGAUGCAGAUGAUCCUAACACUGAAAACUCUGAUAUCAGGUACUCCAUCAUCAGUCAGGAUCCACCAGAGCCAAAACCAAACAUGUUUGCGAUCAACCCUAUUACUGGUGUGAUUCGUGUGAACGCUGAAGGACUGGACUUUUCGAAACAUUCUAAAUAUGUCUUGAAGAUUCAAGCAGCCGAUAUGCAGGGUAAUGGCUUGACAAGCACUGAAGAUGCUGUUAUUUUUGUGAUUAACAUCAAGGACGUAACCAAGCCUUCAUCUCCUGGGACAUGGGAGAUUUCUCCAAUCUGCUUCCCAGAGAAUGACAGAGGACCUUUCCCUAAACAGUUAGCCAAGAUUAAGUCCAACCAUGAUAAACAAAGUAAGGUUGUGUACAGCAUCACUGGAAAAGGAGCAGACCAGCCUCCAGUGGGACUUUUCACUGUGGAUAAAGACAGUGGUUUGCUGUCUGUAACAAGGACUUUAGACAGAGAGACCAAUCAUGAGUAUGUGCUUCAAGUCCAUAGAGGUGGUAUAAAUGAGCAGCCAACACAAAUCACCAUCUCCGUGAUUGACCAGAAUGAUAAUAAGCCUGUCUUCACCCAAGAUCCAUUUCGGGGCAGUGUACCAAAAGCAUCAAAACCAGGAUUUGAAUUCAUGACCAUCUCAGCGACUGAUGCAGAUGAUCCUAAGACUGAAAAUGCAAAUAUCAGAUACUCCAUCAUCAGUCAAGAUCCUGCACUGCCACAACUCGACAUGUUUGAGAUCAACCCCAUCAGUGGAGUGAUUCAAGUGAAAACUGAUGGACUGGACAGAGAGAAAUACCCUGAAUACACCUUGGAGAUUCAGGCAGCAGAUAUGCAGGGCAAUGGCCUCCAAAGCAGAGGAAAGGCUAAAACUAUUAUUACGGUCACAGACAGCAAUGACAAUGCACCUAAAUUUGUCAAGAACUUGUUCAAUGUUACUGUCCCAGAGGAUAAAGUGGGAGUUACGGUGGUAAAACUGCCAGUGAUUGACGAAGAUGAACCACAAUCAUCUGCCUGGGCAGCAAAGUUUAGGAUUGUUGGUGGUAACCCAAAUGGAUUUUUCAGCAUAAGCACAGGACCAAGCAAACAGAAGGGCAUCAUUACCACGAUCAAGGGGUUGGACUAUGAGAACAACAACAAAUUCACAUUGCUGGUAGUUGUGGAAAAUGAGGUUCCCUUUGCUAAAGCUUUGCCUACCUCCACUGCUACUGUUAUUGUAAAUGUUCUUGAUGUGAACGAGGCUCCAGUGUUCGAUCCCAAGGAGAUGAUUGUUUCCAAACCUGAAGAUCUAGCAAUUAACAGUGAAUUGACCGUGUACACUGCCACUGAUCCGGACACAUACCGGAACCAGAAAUUGACGUAUCGUUUAGGCAAUGAUCCUGCUGGCUGGCUGACUAUUAUCCCAGACACUGGACUAAUCAAAGUCAGGAGUCCUAUGGACAGAGAAUCAAAUUUUGUGAAAGAUGGCAAAUACAGAGCUCUAAUUCUAGCGAUAGAUGAUGAUGCCCUCCCAGCAACUGGAACUGGUACACUUAUUAUUGAGCUGGAGGAUGUGAAUGAUAAUGCUCCAACGAUUGAUAUGCGGCUGAUUCCUCCAAUCCGCGUCUCUGAAAAUGAAGGGGGAUUUAAGGAGCAUUUUCCUAAGGAGAUAGCAGAGUUCAAGUCCAGUCAUGCCAAAACAUCUAGAGUGAAGUAUGUCAUCAGUGGUGGCGGAGCAAACCUGCCUCCAGUGGGACUAUUUGUUAUGGACAAAAACACAGGAAAGCUUUAUGUGUUAAGAUCACUAGAUAGAGAGACAAAGGAUGAGUAUGUGCUUCAAGCCCAUUUAAUGGGUGACAAUAUACAUGAUGAGAUUGUGGAGUUCACCAUCCAGGUAGUAGACCAAAAUGAUAAUAAACCAGUCUUCACCCAAGAUCCGUUUAUUGGCAGUGUUUCAGAUGCGUCUAAAAUAGGAUUUCAGUUUAUGACCAUCAGUGCCACAGAUGCAGAUGAUCCUAACACUGAAAACUCUGAUAUCAGGUACUCCAUCAUCAGUCAGGAUCCACCAGAGCCAAAACCAAACAUGUUUGCGAUCAACCCUAUUACUGGUGUGAUUCGUGUGAACGCUGAAGGACUGGACUUUUCGAAACAUUCUAAAUAUGUCUUGAAGAUUCAAGCAGCCGAUAUGCAGGGUAAUGGCUUGACAAGCACCGGAGAUGCUGUUAUUUUUGUGAUUAACAGCAAGGACGUAACCAAGCCUUCAUCUCCUGGGACAUGGGAGAUUUCUCCAAUCUGCUUCCCAGAGAAUGACAGAGGACCUUUCCCUAAACAGUUAGCCAAGAUUAAGUCCAACCAUGAUAAACAAAGUAAGGUUGUGUACAGCAUCACUGGAAAAGGAGCAGACCAGCCUCCAGUGGGACUUUUCACUGUGGAUAAAGACAGUGGUUUGCUGUCUGUAACAAGGACUUUAGACAGAGAGACCAAUCAUGAGUAUGUGCUUCAAGUCCAUAGAGGUGGUAUAAAUGAGCAGCCAACACAAAUCACCAUCUCCGUGAUUGACCAGAAUGAUAAUAAGCCUGUCUUCACCCAAGAUCCAUUUCGGGGCAGUGUACCAAAAGCAUCAAAACCAGGAUUUGAAUUCAUGACCAUCUCAGCGACUGAUGCAGAUGAUCCUAAGACUGAAAAUGCAAAUAUCAGAUACUCCAUCAUCAGUCAAGAUCCUGCACUGCCACAACUCGACAUGUUUGAGAUCAACCCCAUCAGUGGAGUGAUUCAAGUGAAAACUGAUGGACUGGACAGAGAGAAAUACCCUGAAUACACCUUGGAGAUUCAGGCAGCAGAUAUGCAGGGCAAUGGCCUCCAAAGCAGAGGAAAGGCUGUUAUUACUGUAACAGUUUGAGAAACCUUGGAGAAAAUAGUUCCUCAGGCGAAGACAAGAUUUCAACAUUAUUGCUUGUGAUAAUCUUUGAUCCCUGUCUCAUGGAUCUGUGAGACCGCAAAAGGUCCAUUAAGCUAAAACCACAUUCUGAACAUAAGUGCUAUGCAGGUAGUUUAUUGCAUACAGUAUAUACAGUAUAUAGUGCAUUUUGCUCAUGUCUUAACAAAUAUCUGAAUAAGCUAUAAGGAGGACUACAAUAAAGUAUAUUAUAUGAUGAGAGAAUUUCAACAUAUGGUGCCUGUAGAAAAACCCACUUUGAACCAACUGAGUUUUAUCUAUCUCUUAUGAAUAGUUUGACACAAAAUUAUGCAAAUACAGUAAAGAAUAGUUGCUGCAAAAAUUCAUAAUAGCUUACUUAUUACUUCCGCUUCAUUAAACUACUCAGAAGAAAAAUAAAGAUCAAUGUAUGAAACAAAA
Molecule: messenger RNA, 4881 nt
Organism: Tachysurus fulvidraco (yellow catfish)
Lineage: Eukaryota; Metazoa; Chordata; Actinopteri; Siluriformes; Bagridae
Product: protocadherin Fat 4-like
Exons: 35
Coding region: 16-4425 (1469 amino acids)
Biological process (GO): cell morphogenesis; multicellular organism development; calcium-dependent cell-cell adhesion
Cellular component (GO): catenin complex; plasma membrane; adherens junction
Molecular function (GO): cadherin binding; calcium ion binding
Source: RefSeq, a predicted model, not a curated record